Molecule: messenger RNA, 422 nt
Organism: Aspergillus calidoustus
Lineage: Eukaryota; Fungi; Ascomycota; Eurotiomycetes; Eurotiales; Aspergillaceae
Source: the annotation of a GenBank genome assembly
ACUUUCUCCCCCCUCAUCUCCCUCUUCCAUCAACCUCUGGCUCCCAACAGAACAAAGAACCAAAAUGUGCAUGAAAGCAACCUGCGCAACCUGCCAAAAAACCACCUGGUGGGGCUGCGGCGCACACAUCCCCGCCGUCCUCGACUCCGUCCCCGAGAGCGAGCGUUGCACCUGUACCCCCAAGGUUGAGCGCGACGGCAAGGAGUAUCCGCCCAAGGGCUCGCAUUGACUAGAUGGGUGCGUUGUGUUGUGAGACUGCGUGGGCGUUGAGUUGAGGGGGGACAAGGUGGCGAGGUGGCGAAUGUGGGAUCAAGAGUUUCAUUUGGCCGAGGAGUGCAGCGGGAGUUUGGCUGUGUGUACGGUGGUUAGGUUGAGUCAGAUAGGAUUGGCUCGAAUCGAGUCAGUAAAUGCAUUGCGCAUAA